AUGACAGCCACCUUCAGCCACCAUCACAACUUCGACCAAGUGCCUACGUAUAGUCACGGCAACGCAGUCGCGACCCCGCAGCCAGCUUACGAUGUCUUUCCAGCGUCGCAUCAUCAUGUUGCAGCCCAACACAGCAGCAUGGCAGCCUAUUGCGAGCCCACCACCACCGACGCGCAACAACAUGCCGCGAGUAUGAACAGUCACGGGCCACAGCGCGAGGACAGCUACUCCCCAAACGACACGCCGAUUAAGCACCAGAAGUUCCAGCAGUCUUCAGCCGACCAGCAUCAUGGUUGCAACGUCAAUAGCCCUACGUCAGAAGCUCCUUACAUCGGCAUCCGGCACAACUCAGCACUACCACCCGUAAGCAACGAAGCGUCCGACAGUCGAUUUGCUAUGCUCCCGCCUUCCAACUCGGUACACGCUUCAUGGCAGGCGCUUCACGAUUAUGCGCAGUCGCACGCCUCCCAAAAUGGAUACGCACUAUCCAUCAAUACGACGGCUAAAAAUCGAUCCCGCAUCAAACUCGCCUGUGUCUGCUAUGGUCAACCGAAGAAUACACACAAGCUCACAGCCGAGACGAGAAUCAGGAAGAACAGAGUUAGCUAUAAGACGGGGUGCAAGAUGUGGAUCGAGGGCAGGAAGCAGGACGACGGCACAUGGCUGUUGCGCGUGGGCGAAGCACAACACAACCACCUUGGGCGCCAAAGUGCGGGAUGGGCUGUCCAGCGGAAGAGGACAUGGGGUGUCGUUGGCGGACGCAUUGGAGUAGGAGGCGUCACGGCGAAGGAGGAACUCGCCAAGUUGAGCCUAUCGGAUAGCAAGGAUACUCUCGACGACGUGGAUGUGGAAGCCGAUGGCAACGAGGACACUGAAAGCACGUCCACACAAGCACCGAGGAGGCCCCAACACAGCCUUGAACGUGGGGGGCUCGUUUGGAAGAUUGUGGAACAGGAAAUGCUACGGAAGGGCGAACCAAACCAGGGUCGCGACCGAGGCGUAGGAAGGACGGUAGAGGUAUUACAAGCGAGACUACCCGGUAUACAUAUCUUUAAGCGCGACGUGUACAAUAUACGAGCGCAGAUUAAGAGGGCGAGGAAGGCAGCUGGCCAGCAGGUCGGCGAUGGCCUCAACAGCUCCGACGACGACGCCGAAGCCCACGACACUGCCCAUGUCAGCGAAACCGGCAUGAAUCCGCCCAACCAACGACACGCGCAGCAGCCACCAUAUCCAUACCGACACCUCGCUGGCCACGCCUCUAAACCUCCCGUGCCCUUCCCACCCACUCGAAAAGACUCAAGUAUCGAUCCUUCGCUUGACGGCCGCCCACGGCCCCCAGCUCCCCCCGAAGUUGUUGAAAUAGAGGUUGAUCAGCUCAGGCGGGAGAAUGCGGAAUUGCGGCGACUGCUGACGGAGAAGACCAAGGAGGUCAAGGAGAAGACUAUUGAAAUGGCUGGAUUGAAGAGUCAAGUUGAGCUGUUGAGCAAUAUGAUGAUGACGAGUGGAAGAGGGUUGAUGGCUGGGUAG
Molecule: messenger RNA, 1527 nt
Organism: Alternaria atra
Lineage: Eukaryota; Fungi; Ascomycota; Dothideomycetes; Pleosporales; Pleosporaceae
Exons: 1
Coding region: 1-1527 (508 amino acids)
Source: RefSeq, a predicted model, not a curated record